AAGCAGCCCUCAGCGUCCCAUCUGGUCCAGGCUUAACCCAGCCACAAUGGUAAACCGCCCCGCAGGCUUCUUUUCUCUUGCCAUCACCCUUUGCAUCCUGCUGGGAGAAGGUAUGGGCCGUCCUCCCCUCGAGUCCCACCUAGCUGCAAUCAGCAGCAGGCACCCCAGGACAAAGAGAUGUUCCUGCAACAGCUGGCAGGACAAGGAGUGCAUUUACUUCUGUCACCUAGAUAUUAUCUGGGUCAACACCCCAGGACAAACUGCUCCCUAUGGCUUGGGAAGCCCACCAAGGCGUCGAAAGAGAUCGCUGAACAGGUGUGAGUGCUCGCACUCCAAGGACAGCAUCUGUGCUACCUUCUGCCAGGCAAAGCCUUGGUAUCUUGGGAACCUUAAGCUCCCACCGAGCCGUGGCGUAUAGGUCAAGUCUCCGCACAGUGACCUGAAGCAUCCACAAACUGAUCUUCUGAGAACCUGA
This is a messenger RNA of Gopherus evgoodei (Goodes thornscrub tortoise), 475 nucleotides long. It is a transcript of the gene EDN2, whose product is annotated as endothelin 2. NCBI's taxonomy places the organism in Eukaryota, Metazoa, Chordata, Testudines, Testudinidae. Gene Ontology annotation, cellular component: extracellular region. Gene Ontology annotation, biological process: regulation of systemic arterial blood pressure by endothelin; vein smooth muscle contraction; regulation of vasoconstriction. Gene Ontology annotation, molecular function: hormone activity; endothelin B receptor binding. The record is from RefSeq and is a predicted model, not a curated record.